AUGGAUUCCUUUGCUACAAACGCACAGAAAUCAUUCCACAUCCGUUCAAACAGUUUGCCUUCAAAGCCACAUCCAGUUGUGGAUGAAGUUGAUGAACAUCUCUGCAGAUUGAAGGCCUGUGAAGCCACUUCUUCAUCUUCUUCUUUGUGUCAAAAACUUGAUGGGCUUCAAGAUUUGCAUGAUUGCAUUGAGAAGUUGCUUGUUUUGCCACUCACCCAUCAAGCUAUUGUUGACAACAAAUCAGUUGAUGAGUUGCUAGAAGGAUCUCUCAAGCUCUUGGAUUUGUGUACUAUGGCUAAGGAUAUGAUAUCACAGAUGAAAGAAUGUGCACAUGAACUCGAGUCAUCGUUGCGCAGAAGAAGAGGAGAUGACAUUGUAGUUGAUGUUCAAAAGUAUAUGAACUCAAGGAAGAUGAUGAAGAAGGCAAUCCACAAGGCCUUGAAGGGAAUGGAAAGAACAAGUUCCCAAAAAAGCAAUGAAAAUUCAGAGAUUGUCAGUUUAUUAAAAGAGACAGAAGCGGUCACAUAUAGCACCAUUGAGUCCUUGUUGUCCUUUCUAGCUGGACCAAAGUUGGCAUCAAAGAUGAACAGAUGGUCUUUGGUUUCUAAGUUGAUGCAAUCUAAGAGAGUUGCCUGCAAAGAUGGAAAUGAAGUAGAGAUGGUGGAUGCUGCAUUAUAUUCAAUCAUCAAUCACAAAUUUGAUAUCCUUGUGCAAGGUGAAGAUGUGCAGAACUCACUGAAGAAAUUGGAGUUGUGUAUUCGUGACAUUGAAGAAGAUCUCGAGAGUCUAUAUCGACGUCUUAUCAAGAACAGAGUCGCUUUUCUUAACAUCCUAAAUUACUAA
Molecule: messenger RNA, 843 nt
Organism: Cucurbita pepo subsp. pepo (vegetable marrow)
Lineage: Eukaryota; Viridiplantae; Streptophyta; Magnoliopsida; Cucurbitales; Cucurbitaceae
Biological process (GO): shoot system development; root development
Source: RefSeq, a predicted model, not a curated record